Molecule: messenger RNA, 1132 nt
Organism: Tinamus guttatus (white-throated tinamou)
Lineage: Eukaryota; Metazoa; Chordata; Aves; Tinamiformes; Tinamidae
Source: RefSeq, a predicted model, not a curated record
AUGGCAGCUGUCUCGGAAAAGGCAUUUCCAAGCUCACCUGCCGGAACGGGCUCCUCCCGGCGCUUCUCCCUGCAGGCCGAAGAGCAGCCGGGGCCGGCAGCCCGCGAGGAGGAGGAGGAGGAGGUGGUCCGGGUGCUGACGCUGCCCCUGCAGGCUCACCACGCCAUGGAGAAGAUGGAGGAGUUCGUGUACAAGGUGUGGGAAGGGCGCUGGCGCGUGAUCCCCUACGACGUGCUGCCCGACUGGCUGAAGGACAACGAUUACCUCCUGCACGGACACAGGCCUCCCAUGCCCUCCUUCCGAGCCUGCUUCAAGAGCAUCUUCCGAAUACACACAGAGACGGGCAACAUCUGGACACACUUGCUAGGUUUCGUGCUGUUCCUCUGCCUGGGGAUCCUGACCAUGCUGCGGCCCAACAUGUACUUCAUGGCUCCCCUCCAGGAGAAGGUGGUGUUUGGGAUGUUCUUCCUCGGAGCUGUGCUGUGCCUCAGCUUCUCCUGGCUGUUCCACACUGUCUACUGUCACUCGGAGAAGGUCUCCCGGACGUUUUCCAAGUUGGAUUAUUCAGGAAUUGCACUGCUGAUCAUGGGGAGCUUCGUCCCGUGGCUCUACUACUCGUUCUACUGCUCCCCGCAGCCAAGACUCAUCUACCUCUCCAUCGUCUGCGUUCUGGGCAUCUCGGCCAUCAUCGUCGCCCAGUGGGACCGGUUUGCCACCCCCAAGCACAGGCAGACGAGAGCAGGCGUCUUCCUGGGGCUGGGGCUGAGCGGCGUCGUGCCCACCAUGCACUUUACCAUCGCCGAGGGCUUCGUGAAGGCCACCACGGUCGGCCAGAUGGGCUGGUUCUUCCUCAUGGCCGUCAUGUACAUCACGGGCGCGGGGCUCUACGCCGCCCGCAUCCCCGAGCGCUUCUUCCCGGGCAAGUUCGACAUCUGGUUCCAGUCUCAUCAGAUCUUCCACGUGCUCGUGGUGGCCGCGGCCUUUGUCCACUUCUAUGGUGUCUCCAACUUGCAGGAAUUCCGUUACGGACUCGAAGGCGGGUGCACAGAUGACUCUCUGCUCUGAGAACAGCUGAUGAUUUUAGUACAAGCUUCCUAAGUGCUUUUUAAAUUCUUGUCUUUGCUAAAAAAAA